Molecule: messenger RNA, 887 nt
Organism: Lucilia sericata (common green bottle fly)
Lineage: Eukaryota; Metazoa; Arthropoda; Insecta; Diptera; Calliphoridae
Gene: Coa8
Product: COA8 family protein CG14806, mitochondrial
Exons: 3
Coding region: 166-651 (161 amino acids)
Biological process (GO): intrinsic apoptotic signaling pathway
Cellular component (GO): mitochondrion
Source: RefSeq, a predicted model, not a curated record
CUUAUACCACCAAUUACAGAAACUUUCCUCACAACAAAUAAAAACAGCUGUUGGAAUUGUGGGUUCUUAAGUAAUAAGUUUUGUUCAGGACGAUAACAAUUAUUGGACCUUAAAUCGUUAUUUAUUUUCAUCUCAAGCCUAAUAUAUAAAAUUAUUUGAAAAAUUAUGAGUAAAUGUUGUAAUAAAAACAUUUUUAAUUAUGUAAGAAAGUAUUCUUCCAAAUCAGAACAGAAAUUGAAAAGUUUUCACGACAAACCAGACCCUCAUUUAAUUAAAUAUGACUACAUAGGACCUCCAGAUAAGAAAUCAAAUUUACGACCCUAUGUUCGCUGCAUCGCAAAACAUGAAAGUUUCCUCGAUAUGCAGCUACGAGAAAAACGAAUUGAAGUAGAAGAAUGGAAUCAAUCGUUUUGGUCAAAUCACAAUAAACGCUUUUAUGAGGAAAAACAAGACUUCAUAAGGUUGCAUAAUCUGUCUGGAAUUCAGGAUAUUUCUGCUGACAAGAUGAGCGAAUUUUACAAAUCGUUUUUAGAUAAAAAUAAGAAAGUUCAUAUUUUAUAUAAUAUAUCAUGGUACUUAAAAAAUUUUGAAAUUUUGGUACUCGCUUUUCAGGUUGCAGUUAAAAAUGGUAUUAAAAAAAUGAGAAAAUAAAUAAAAUUGUUACUUAUAACAUAGUCGCAUUAGAAAUGCUAACGGUAUAAUUCUUAAAAACAAGUAAGAAUGUAUAGUCGGACAUGGCCAACCAUAUGAUACCUUACUCCAAUGAGUAUGUUAUAAAUGUGAAUUAUUUUUAAAUAAUAUAAGUGUUUCGGCGUCAAUCCCAGAUCGAGUUCAAACCAAAUAAAAAUACAACGAAUUAUAUUUUCAAAAAUUAAAUAAAAAAAUAA